Messenger RNA from Vitis vinifera (wine grape), 468 nucleotides. RefSeq lists its product as uncharacterized. Bases 1 to 468 code for a protein of 155 amino acids. NCBI's taxonomy places the organism in Eukaryota, Viridiplantae, Streptophyta, Magnoliopsida, Vitales, Vitaceae. The transcript has a single exon. Gene Ontology annotation, molecular function: nucleic acid binding; RNA-DNA hybrid ribonuclease activity. The record is from RefSeq and is a predicted model, not a curated record.
AUGAACAAUAUUGUUGAGUAUGAGGCCUACAUCUUGGGAUUAAAGACAGCUCUUGAGCUCGGGAUCAUACAGAUAGAGGUGUUUGGUGACUCCAAUUUGGUGUUGAGACAUAUUCAAGGCCAUUGGAAGACUAGAGAUGUGAAGCUUUGGCCUUACCAUGCAUACUUAGAGCUACUGGUUUGGAGAUUUGAUGAUUUGAGUAAUAAACAUCUGCCUAGAACGCAAAACCAGUUUUUUGAUGUCUUAGCUACUCUAGCUUCCAUGAUUGAUAUUCCUACUGACACCGUUGUUCGCCCUUUACUAAUUGAGUCGAGAUCAGUUCCUGCCUAUUGUUGUUUGAUUGAUGAGGCAGAGUUGGAUGAUGGUUUGCCUUGGUACCAUGACAUAUAUCAGUUUCUGAGACUUGGCAUAUAUCAUGAGGUCACCACGACCAAGGAUAAGAGAGCCUUGAGACAAUUGGUCACUUGA